Messenger RNA from Thlaspi arvense, 1753 nucleotides. The record is from the annotation of a GenBank genome assembly. NCBI's taxonomy places the organism in Eukaryota, Viridiplantae, Streptophyta, Magnoliopsida, Brassicales, Brassicaceae.
CAAAAAGUGUGAUGUCGUUGGGUGCCGGGAAGUCCUCUUUUGCCUAUCCUAUAUUUAUUUGCUCCACCGUUCAAUGAGAUUUUCUCUCACAGUCUCAUAGUCGUCAAAGCUCAAAAUCCCUUGAAAUUGCAAAGAAAUGGCCUCUCAAUUGCUUUUGCCUCCAAACCCAUUCACCAAAUCAGUCUCAGCUAAAGUUUUCUUUACAGGUGAUGACUUAACUCUGAAAAGAAAGUCAAAUAAAGGAACAAGAAAUUCAAAUGGAUUUAGCUUAAGAGCAAAAGCAGCUUUGAGAUCUAGUAAUCACAAAUCAUCUGUUGAAAUUCCAAACCAAUGGUACAAUCUUAUUGCUGAUCUUUCCGUUAAACCUCCUCCACCGUUGCAUCCCAAGACUUUCGAACCGAUCAAACCGGAAGAUUUAUCUCAUCUUUUACCUAAUGAGUUGAUUAAAGAAGAAGCAACAUUAGAGAGGUUUAUCGAUAUCCCUGAGGAAGUUCUUGAGAUUUAUAAGCUUUGGCGUCCAACUCCUCUUAUCAGGGCAAAGAGAUUGGAGAAGCUUCUUCAGACACCUGCAAGGAUUUACUUCAAGUAUGAAGGUGGUAGCCCAGCUGGUUCACACAAACCAAACACAGCGGUUCCACAAGCUUAUUACAACGCGAAAGAAGGCGUCAAGAACGUUGUGACAGAAACUGGCGCUGGCCAAUGGGGCAGUUCUUUAGCCUUUGCUUCUAGUCUCUUUGGCCUUAACUGCGAAGUAUGGCAAGUGGCAAAUUCGUACCAUCAGAAGCCAUAUCGUAGGUUAAUGAUGCAAACAUGGGGAGCAAAAGUUCAUCCAUCGCCAUCGGAUCUUACUGAGGCAGGUAGAAGAAUCCUCCAGUCAGAUCCAUCGAGUCCUGGAAGUUUAGGCAUUGCGAUUUCAGAAGCUGUUGAAGUUGCUGCAAGAAACGAGGAUACAAAAUACUGUUUAGGGAGUGUGUUGAACCAUGUGUUAUUGCACCAGACGGUUAUUGGAGAAGAAUGCAUAAAGCAAAUGGAAGAUUUCGGGGAAACGCCUGAUGUGAUCAUAGGUUGUACUGGUGGGGGAUCGAACUUUGCUGGUUUGAGUUUUCCUUUUAUCCGUGAGAAACUCAAAGGCAAAAUGAGUCCUGUUAUAAGAGCCGUUGAGCCAUCGGCUUGUCCUUCCUUCACCAAAGGCGUUUACGCUUAUGAUUUCGGGGAUACAGCUGGAUUGACUCCUUUGAUGAAGAUGCAUACUUUAGGGCAUGACUUCAUUCCUGACCCUAUCCAUGCUGGUGCUAUUAAGUUUGCAAGAACGGAGGGGAUAAUACCGGCGCCGGAACCAACUCACGCCAUUGCUGCAACCAUAAGAGAAGCUCUCCGGUGCAAAGAAACAGGAGAAGCCAAAGUGAUACUAAUGGCGAUGUGUGGACAUGGCCACUUCGACCUAACCUCUUACGACAAGUAUUUCAAAGGAGAGUUGGUAGAUUUAUCAUUCAGUGAAGAGAAGAUACGAGAGUCUUUGUCCAAGGUUCCUCAUGUUGUUUAGCUCCAAAGUCCCAAUCUUCCAAACCUGACGUGUGAAGGAUGUUAGGGUUUUCUUAUGGCUUUUGAAAUAGAGAGUACGUGUGAGGGAGAAGACAACUUAAAUAAGUGAUACAAUGUCUCAUAUAAAACAAAACAUUUUCAAAAAUACCUCACAAUUGUUACAAUGCUCAAAUCUUCACCAAUUACCACACACAUGAAUAAACAUUUGUCA